GUCGGGACCCUUUGUCUGGAAAAACAUUGCAGUCUCCUCAGUCAGAAGUUUCAAAGCUUGCGCCUAAUGUGCAUAAUUGAGAGGGUCAAGGGGUGAAUCGUCUUGUUUUCCCGUCUGUUUGCAUAAACACUUGACCCUUGAUCGCCGAGCUUUGCUUGUAAUUAUUCCUCUGUGGAUGCGUCACACACCGGCGUCAUCACACAAAAGAAGUUACCUUAGACAUAGGACAGGAAACUCGGACCAUUAUCUUAGCUCAUUUCCCCAACGAGAUGGUGACUCGAAACAGCGGCACGAUUUUCGCCCUUCUUGUGGUGUCUGUGAUGCUUCAACUUGUGUUGCAGACAUCAUCAUUUGUCCACUACUACUCCUCCUCCUCCGAAGAGUCCGGAGACGGUAGUGGGGACAGCUCUGAACUGCUGCCCGACUCACUAGAGGAAUACCAACGUUACCGCUCUUCCAGGGGAAGGGUCCCUGACUCCGCUUUUCGUCAAUGGUCCACAUGGUCUCGGUGUACAAGGUCUUGCGUUCAAAAACGGUACCGUGAGUGCAAGAGGUUUCUGCAAUGCGGAGAUGAAAUUCAAACCCAGGCGAGGUUUUGUUCCAUCCCGGGAACGGCGUGCGAGCAGCAGGAGACAGCCACCACUGCUGCCCCUCCUGUCCCACCGACCACCCGGCACCAGGAGCCUGUCACACAGGGGGCUUCUGACGAGGUCGUCUCUGAGGAGUACAUCGAGGAAAACAACGGAGAAGAAGAUGAAGAUCCUUAUCCCGAACAGUCGGAGGGCAAGUUCAACUCGUCUGGCUGCGGUGUCAAACCACAGUUACCUCGCUUCAGGAUCGUGGGGGGUCGGCCGGCCAGACAGGGGAGCUGGCCGUGGCAGGUCGCCAUGUUGGACAAGGACUACUUCGGACACUUCUGCGGAGGAACACUCAUUUCUCCGCAGUGGGUUCUGACGGCGGCUCACUGCUUCCGGCGGAAGUCCACUCAGCGGAAGUCUCUGGUCAGAGUUGGGGAACAUGACUUCAUGACGCGAGAGGACACACAGAAAAAUGCUCAAAUUGCCAAAGUAAUUCUCCACCCAGACUACACACGCGAGACUGAUCACCACGAUAUAGCGCUCCUCAAGCUGAAGAAACCGGUCAAACUGAGCCCUGCCGUCUACCCCAUCUGUCUACCGGAACCAGGAGACUUCCCGCCGGUCGGGACCGGAUGUUACGUCACGGGAUGGGGCAAAUACGUGCAGCCUUCAUUGGUAGGGAGUAACAUUCUAAGAGAGGUCCAGGUCCCCAUUAUUGAUGACGUCACGUGCCGUGAGACGUACGCAGAGUACGGUGAUUACGCCAUCGGACCCGGCAUGUACUGCGCAGGGUACGAGGAGGGCGGCAGGGACUCUUGUGGCGGGGACAGCGGGGGACCCAUGUCAUGUCAACAAGGCGAUAGCUGGACGAUGGUUGGCGUGACCAGCUUUGGUGAUGACGAGUGCGGCCGACCCGGAAGUUAUGGAGUCUACACCAAGGUCAGCCACUACGUGGACUGGAUCCGGUGGGUCAUGGCGGAACAUGGCGGCGAGUGAGCGGGCUGGAGUUUGGGAGACAUCGCUGAUCAUCGUUGACGAAACAUUCUAAUACUGAUACUCUUAUGGUUAAGGCGAGAUUGUUGUGAAUUAACAAAAAGGAAACAUAAGUAGUUAGAAUGUAAUUCAAAGAUACAAUGCUGUACGAGCUUUUGGGUACCCGGGUAUAGAAUAAUUGAAAAUUUACUCUUUUGAGCUCAGUAAUAAUCCUGAAAUAGAAACACUUGAAAGAAUGACACGAGA
Messenger RNA from Branchiostoma floridae (Florida lancelet), 1817 nucleotides. RefSeq names its product serine protease 33-like. Gene Ontology annotation, biological process: proteolysis. Lineage: Eukaryota; Metazoa; Chordata; Leptocardii; Amphioxiformes; Branchiostomatidae. The transcript has 8 exons. Gene Ontology annotation, molecular function: serine-type endopeptidase activity. The record is from RefSeq and is a predicted model, not a curated record. Bases 270 to 1574 code for a protein of 434 amino acids.